Brienomyrus brachyistius is the source of this 1993-nucleotide messenger RNA. RefSeq names its product ribonuclease inhibitor-like. The record is from RefSeq and is a predicted model, not a curated record. Bases 1 to 1272 code for a protein of 423 amino acids. The transcript is spliced from 7 exons. Gene Ontology annotation, molecular function: protein binding. Lineage: Eukaryota; Metazoa; Chordata; Actinopteri; Osteoglossiformes; Mormyridae.
AUGAACCCUAGGCUGAACAGCUGUGAUCUCAUAGAUAAACACUGUGAAGUGCUGUCUUCAGCUCUAAGAUCAAACUCUUCCCCCCUGAGAGAGCUGGACCUGAGUGACAAUAACCUGAAGGAUUCAGGAGUGAAGCUGCUCUCUGCUGCACUGGAGGAUUUACACUGCAUACUGGAGAUACUGAGGCUGUCAGGCUGUAGAGUCACAGAAGAAGGCUGUUCUUCCCUGGCUUCAGCUCUGAAGUUAAACCCCUCACACCUGAGAGAGCUGGAUCUGAGCUACAAUCACCCAGGAGACUCAGGAGUGAAGCUGCUCUCUGCUCUACUGGAGGAUCCCAGCUGUAAACUGGAGAAGCUGAAGGUGGGCCAGUGUGAACUCACAGAGAAAUGCUGUGUGGCACUGGCUUCAGCUCUCAGAUCAAACUCCUCACCCCUGAGAGAGCUGGACCUGAGUGACAAUGACCUGCAGGACUCAGGAGUGAAGCUGUUCUCUGUUGGACUGGGGGACUUAUACUGUAAACUGGAUAUACUGAGGCUGUCAGGCUGUAGAGUCACAGAAGAAGGCUGUUCUUCCCUGGCUUCAGCUCUGAGAUCAAACCCCUCUCACCUGAGAGAGUUGGACCUGAGCUACAAUCACCCAGGAUUCUCAGGAGUGAAGCUGCUCUCUGCUGUACUGGAGGAUCCCAGCUGUAAACUGGAGAAGCUGAAUGUGGAUCACGGUGGAAAGUGCAGGACCAGACCAGGCUUACAGAAAUACUCCUGCCAGCUGACGCUGGACCCCAACACAGCAAACAGAUUCCUGUCUCUGUCAGGGGGGAACAGGAAGGUGACAUGGGGGGCAGAGCAGCCAUAUCCUGAUCAUCCAGAGAGAUUUGACAGCAUCCACCAAGUUCUGUGCAGAGAGAAUCUGACUGGCCGCUGUUACUGGGAGGCUGAGUGGAGUGGAAAUGGAGCCUGGAUAGGAGUGACUUAUAAAGGGAUCAGGAGGAAAGGAGGGAGUGACUGUGGGCUUGGAUACAAUGACAAGUCAUGGUGUCUGUACUGUUAUACUGACAGUUACUCUGUCCGGCACAAUAAUAAACAGACUCGCAUACCCAUAGAGCCCUCAGGCUCCCGCAGAGUAGGAGUGUAUCUGGACUGGGGGGCUGGUGCUCUGUCCUUCUACAGAGUCUCCUCUGAUGGACUGACCCCCCUGCACAGACUCACCUCCUCAUUCACUGAGUCCCUCUAUCCAGGGUUUCGGGUUUAUAGAAACUCCUCAGUGUCACUGUGACGUGUUGCUGGUUCUCCUGGCAAAAGGGUAAAAUCUCUGCUUUUUAACCUUUAUAAUCCUUUUCACUCUGAAAUGUACAGAACUGUGCAAAAGUCUUAGGCAGGCAAAGAAAAUGAUAUUUAGAUUAUCCUCCUGUUGGUGUAAAACUAUGAUAUGAUGCCUGUCAAAGUGUGUCAGCUUCGCCAUUUCAGAACCUCUGCUAAAAUCAUCCCAGUAUUUGCAGCGACCGUCCAGUGCAGCCAUGUAUUUUUUGACUUGACCACUAACACACCUCAUACAGCUGGUCAAUCUCUCACUGACUUUUAAACCAAUAUAUUUAAUUAUUUAAUUGAGCUGUUGGUGAAAUUGAACAAAAUCAUGUAACUGAGGUGCCCCUGAGGAGAAGUUUGGGAACUGAAGCGGUGUUCAUCUAGCCAUCCAACUAGAUAUCAGUAACUUUUUAGAAAACAGAAGAAAUUAUUACUAGUUUUUAUUGUGUUACUUUUAAUUUGCACACGUUCUAAUGUUAAAUUGUGUUUUUUGUUCUAAGCCAAAGUACAUUUCCUACUCAGAUAAACAGCUGUAAACAUUUCUUUGGACGGCCUAAGACUUUUGCACAGUACUGUGUGUUUUACAAAAAAUAAAUGACUGUGUUCAGUGAGCUGAAUAAACAUGAAAAAUAUUGUUUUUUAUACGUUUUCUCUCUGACUAAAAUGUAACUAAAUGUAAUCCUGAUUGGGGG